Messenger RNA from Lecanosticta acicola, 1453 nucleotides. Lineage: Eukaryota; Fungi; Ascomycota; Dothideomycetes; Mycosphaerellales; Mycosphaerellaceae. The record is from the annotation of a GenBank genome assembly.
AUGAUAGAAGAUAAAUAUAUCGGCCUCGCACUGGCCGUGACUUCGACACUAGGAAUCGGCGCUUCUUUCGUCAUCACAAAAAAGGGCCUCAACGCUGCCGCUGAGCGACAUGGUUUCGAGGGCGAUGGAUUCGCAUACCUGCGCAACCCCAUAUGGUGGAGUGGCAUCGUGACCAUGGUUGUCGGAGAAGUGUGCAAUUUCAGUGCGUACGCUUUUGCGCCUGCGAUUCUGGUCACGCCUUUGGGCGCACUGUCGGUGUUGAUUGGCGCGGUACUUGGGAGUUACUUUCUGGGAGAGAAGCUAGGGAUAUUGGGGAGAGUAGGCUGUGCGAUAUGUUUGAUUGGGAGUGUGGUCAUUGUAUUGCAUGCGCCGCCGGACAAGGAAUUGAAGAAUAUCGAUGAGCUGUUGCAUUACGCUAUGCAGUUGGGUGAGUAUACACACACCACAGGCAAGACAGGACGUGGUCGCUAACGUGAGGGUGCAGGCUUUUUAACAUACAUGAUCAUUGUGACAAUAUUCGCCGUGAUCAUGAUCUACAAGAUUGCGCCGGUAUACGGCAAGAAGAAUCCCAUGAUCUACUUGAGCAUAUGCUCCAGCGUGGGAUCGAUAUCGAUCAUGGCAAUCAAGGGAUUCGGAAUCGCCGUCAAGCUUACUCUGGGCGGGAACAACCAGUUCACACAUCCCUCGACUUACGUCUUUGCGGUGGUUGUAGUGGUCUGCAUUCUCACGCAGAUGAACUAUUUCAACAAGGCGCUGAGCCAAUUCAGCACAAACAUGUACGUCUCCCAAGCCCGGCCUCUGCCACCCGACUCCCUUCUAAUAUGUCGUGACUGUCAGUGUGAACCCACUCUACUACGUGACCUUCACAACUUGUACACUGGUGGCCUCCUUCAUCCUUUUCCGCGGCUUCAACACGACAGACGCAAUCAACACAAUAUCCCUCCUCUGCGGCUUUCUCACCAUCUUCACCGGCGUCUACCUCCUCAAUCUCUCCCGCGAGGACCCCAACGGCGCAAAUCUCGGCAUCAACCAAGACUACCGAGGCGCAUACCACGAAGUCGACGGAAUCCCCACAGAUGGCCUCACAGGCCUUCAAACGCGCUACAGCAUGUCACGAAGAAGCGAGGAAGGAGAACGACACCGCAGAUCCACCAGCUGGAGUCUCCGAAGUCCAGUCAAUGGCGGCGGUGGAACGUGGAGUAAAGACUACGGCGCAAGAGAUCAGGAAGAUCUAUACGACGUGGAAGCGAAUAAACUCCACGAUCUAGCAGAGGACAGUGAUGAAGAGAACUCCGGGGAUUCCAACACGAAGCGAACCAGUUUCGGAGAUGAGAACAAAAAGCAUGGGCCAGGCCAAGGAGGAGGAGGAGGAAGAGGCUCUUCCUCUGGGUCCAGGAGAGUGCAUUCGGAAAGUGUAAGAAUUGGCGGCAAGAGUUUCGAUCAUCAACGAUGA